CCUCCCCCUCCUCCUCCUCCUCCCCUCCUCCUCCACCUUCUCCUCCUCCUCCUCCCCGCCGCCCUGCCUGCCCGCCCGCCUCCCCGCCCCUCGCACUCGGCUCCCCGCUCCUCGCCGCCCGCACAGCCGGGGCCGGAGCGCCGGGCGCAGCCGGGGCCGGGCGGGGCGGGGCGGGGGCCGGGGCCGGUGGCGGUGCCGGUACCGGAGCUGUCCAGUGCUGAGGGCGCCGGCCCGGCCCCGCCAUGCCCCGCUCCUUCCUGGUGAAGAAGCUGAAGGCGGAGGCGUUCCCGGCCGCCGGGGCCCCCGCGCCCCCCUACGCCCCCCUGGAGCCCCCCUACGCGCUGCCCGGCCCCGCCGCCGGCGACGGGUACCUCCAGCACUGCCUGGCACCCGCCAGCUAUGACACUGACAAGAAGCAGGGUCUGCCGCCACCGCCACCGGACCCAGCCUACACCCCCAGCCAUGAGGAGUACAGCGACCCCGAGAGCCCCCAGUCCAGCUUUUCCGCCCGCUACUUCAAUGGGGAGGCAGCGGUGACAGACAGCUACUCCAUGGAUGCCUUCUUCAUCACCGAUGGGCGGUCGCGCCGGCGCAGCGAGAGCCAGCGCCGUGGCAGCCACCGGCACUCCUGCCCCGAGUGCGGCAAGACCUACGCCACCUCCUCCAACCUCAGCCGGCACAAGCAAACCCACCGCAGCCUGGACAGCAAGAUGGCGAGAAAAUGCCCCACCUGCGGCAAGGCUUACGUCUCCAUGCCCGCCCUGGCCAUGCAUGUCCUCACCCACAACCUCAAGCACAAGUGCGACGUGUGCGGCAAAGCCUUCAGCCGGCCCUGGCUGCUACAGGGCCACAUGCGCUCGCACACGGGGGAGAAGCCCUUCGGCUGCUCCCACUGUGGCAAAGCCUUCGCCGACCGCUCCAACCUGCGCGCCCACAUGCAGACCCACUCCGCCUUCAAGCACUACAAGUGCAAGCAGUGUGAGAAGACCUUCGCCCUCAAGUCGUACCUCAACAAGCACUACGAGUCCGCCUGCUUUAAGGGCUCCGAACACAGCUGUGCAAUAGGGAACUAGCCCCCCAGCCCCUGUGGCGCAUCCUCAUCCUCAUGCCCCACCCCCAUUGCCAUCCCCGUUCCCAUUGCCAUCCCUGUCCCCACUGCCAUCCCCGUUCCCAUUGCCAUCCCUGUCCCCAUCCCCAUCCCCAUCCCUAUCCCCAUCCUGGUCCUCACUCCAGCUCUCCUGCAGCUGCAGCGGCCGGUCUGUGGCUGCACAGUGGCUGGAGGACACAUCCCUGCAGACUCACUCCCCAGCUGGGAGGAGGGUGCCCAGCGCUCCCCAGGAAGGGACAGACCCAGUGCAGCCCACGGGUCCCCGAGCCCCCCGCAGCCAGGCAGGUCUCUCUGCGGGGGAAUUACCCGGGAACCUCUUCCAGACCCAGGAGAGACUUUCCUACCCCGGCUUGUGACUUUCACCUCUAUUUAUUUAAUUUAUUACAAUUAUUUAUUUAGAUCUGCUGCUUCUCCUCCCAGGGGACCCCAGGGUAGAAAAGACACUUUUCUGCUCCCCCCAGGAGCAAAACCUCACCUUGACCCUAACACUGAUGGGACCAUGGGCUGGUGCUACCAGCAGCUCAGCGGAACCGACGGAUGGUACGGCUGACAGGAGGACAGGGCUUUCAGUCACCCAUGGAGGCUGGGGUCCCUGCAGCCUACCCCCCAAGCCCUGGGGCACCUCGAUGUCCCCCUGCCUGGCAACAGUCCCAUGGGACAUGGGCCCAUGGCACUGCAGCUCCGCAGCCCUGGCGUCAGGGAAAGAGUGAGGGGCUCCCAGCACAGACCCAUGGACAUGUACCCUGCUGGCUCCUGGCUCCCAGCUUUGCCAGGCACAACAGGCCCCCGCCACAGUGAUGGGCAGGGGAACAGCCCCCCCAGGCAGAUGCGGCUGCCCCUACCAUGCAUGCAAAGGGCCAGGCUGAUGGCUGGGCUGAAGACCCAGCCCUGGGGCAGCACCAAACCCCCAACUGCCCCCCAUGCACCCCCAGGCUCUGCCUGGACCCCUCCCCAGCGAGCUCCUAGCCCCCCUGCCAUCGCCCCCACCUGCACUCAGGAGGAGGGGUCAGUGUAGCCGUAAAGUUCAGGUGAGUCUAUUUAAACGUUCUUAUUUAUAUUAUUUAUAACUUAUGCUUUUCACUAUUUAUUUGCCAAGACUGGCAGGGCCGUGCCAGCACUGGCUUGCGGGAGGUGGCCGAGCUGCAGCAGAGCCGCCGUGCCCAGGACACAGCCACAGUGACACGGACGGGGACAGGACCCCACAAGCAGUCUGUGUAGUGGGUACAGAGGCGGGAGGGCACGAGCUGGCCCAGCAGCCCAGCUCCGCGCCCUGCAAGCCUCCCCCAAAGGCAAAGCCCUUCUUCUUCGUCUUCCUCGCUGCCACAGGCUCCUGCUCUGCUCCCUGCCCCACACUAGCCUGGUGGGGACUAACCAGCCAUUCUAUGCAACCUCCCGGUGCUGCACCCCCGCACCGGCCCCGGAGCAAGCACCACGUGUGCAGCGUCCAGGAGCAGGGCCCGAUCCACGCCUCUGCUUCCUACCUCGGCCACGAGCUGCCAUGGCCCCAUCACCCCAUGCCGGUCCCCAACACCUUUGGGGUUCAGCCCGGCACCCCACGGGGGGCACUCGUGUACCCCACACCGUCUUCCUGCGCCGUCUUCCUCCCUGUGCCGUCUUCCUCCCACUGCCUCGGUGCCCGUGUUGUCACGGUCACAUUUUGCAGGCUCAGCACCUCCCAGGGACACCCCUGGCACGGUCCUCGCUGCCACAGCAUGGUGGCCAUGCACCCACAUCCCACGCAGGGGAAGAGCAUCGCCCUGGCCACACAGGCACCCACCAGCACGGAUGCAGCCUGACUUUCCCCAUGAUGCCAGGACCUUUCUGCGGCAGCACCACGUCCCUUGGCUGGGCAGGCACAGGGCACCAUGCCUCUGCCCCUGCCUAUACUGUAAAUAGCAGAUAUGACAGCAAUAAUUUUACAUGCAUGAUAGAUUUUUUUCUGCCAGGUUUUGUACUUGACAGCCCCCAGUAAGACAAGUCUACUGAGAACUGGCCACCCGCAGUAUUACUUGUAAUGCAAUUCAGGGAUAUAAAAGGGAUUUCUGCCACUAA
Messenger RNA from Columba livia (rock pigeon), 3160 nucleotides. It is a transcript of the gene SCRT2, whose product is annotated as scratch family transcriptional repressor 2. The transcript has 2 exons. The record is from RefSeq and is a predicted model, not a curated record. Gene Ontology annotation, molecular function: RNA polymerase II cis-regulatory region sequence-specific DNA binding; DNA-binding transcription factor activity, RNA polymerase II-specific. The coding region runs from base 243 to 1073 and encodes 276 amino acids. Lineage: Eukaryota; Metazoa; Chordata; Aves; Columbiformes; Columbidae. Gene Ontology annotation, biological process: regulation of DNA-templated transcription.